CCAACAUUAGCGUAAUAGAUAGUGCAGCGGAUUCCUCAACAAUCAACUAAAUAAGCAUUUUAGCAUUAGAAAAGCAGCUCACCAGAUUUAAACACUUAAUCUAAUGACAGAUUUAUAUAUAAUCCAUACUUGUGCGGCUGUAACUAUAACCCUACAUUGCUCUUCACUUUUACCCCUGCUUUAUUCUUUGAUCCAGGUUGAAAUUCUAGAUCCAUCAUUUUUAUAACCCAGCGGAAUGAAAAUCAAUAUAGAGGGAAAAUAGCUUAUGUUUGACCCCUACAGUUAGUUCCUCUGCGUCGUCCUAUUUUUGGUUUCGGCUGUUGAGCAAUUGCUAUUUCUAUUGGAUAACAUUUGGAGCUAUUUAAUUCUAUGUUUGUGUUCAUUGAAUUAAGGACAGUUUGUCUACUUAACACUUACUGGAGCACAGAAAUAUUGCAUAGAAACAAGAGAAGAUGCCUGCACAGAAGAUUGAAACCAGUCAUAAUGACACAGUUCAUGAUGUUUCUAUGGACUAUUACGGAAAGCGUAUGGCAACAGCAUCAUCUGACAAUACCAUAAAAAUGGUUGGUGUAGGUAACAACUCUGCUUCACAGCACCUUGCCUCUCUGAGUGGUCAUAGUGGUCCUGUUUGGCAGGUUGCUUGGGCGCAUCCCAAAUUUGGGUCGAUCCUUGCUUCCUGCUCCUAUGACGGUAAAGUCAUAUUCUGGAAGGAAGGAAAUCAAAAUGAGUGGAGACAAGCUCAUGUUUUUAGUGACCACAAGUCAUCCGUUAACUCUAUUUCGUGGGCCCCUCAUGAACUUGGGCUUUAUUUAGCCUGUGCUUCUUCUGAUGGUAAUAUAUCAGUUCACAGUGCUAGGUCAGAUGGUGGUUGGGACACCAAAAAAAUAGACCAAGCUCAUCCAGUCGGGGUAACAUCUGUUUCAUGGGCGCCAUCAACGUCUCCUGGUGCUAUAGUAGGUUCAGGUGUGCUUGAACCUGUUCAGAAGCUAGCAUCUGGCGGUUGUGAUAACACUGUGAAGGUUUGGAAGUUAUGUAAUGGAAAAUGGAAGAUGGAUUGCUUCCCUGCACUUCAGAUGCAUAGUAAUUGGGUGAGGGAUGUAGCCUGGGCGCCGAACUUGGGGCUUCGAAAGUCAACAAUUGCUAGUGCUUCAGAAAAUGGUACAGUUGUCAUAUGGACCAUGGCAAAAGAGGGAGAUCAGUGGGACGGGAAGGUUCUUAAAGACUUUAAAAAUCCUGUUUGGAGGGUUUCAUGGUCUCUAACUGGAAACUUGUUGGCAGUGGCUGCUGGUGAUAACAAUGUCACAUUGUGGAAAGAAGCAGAGUGGCAAGAGGUCUCCACUGUUGACCAAUAGAAUUAAAGUUCUGUUUUAUUCCAAAUCUUUUUCUCUGGGUCGAAUUAGUAGUUACAAUUAGCUAAUCGAGCAUAUUGAUUUCAUGUGAGGGCCACCUCUUGCACCUUGAAGUUUUGCUUUUCCGUUGAAUUUAUGAUGCCUGAGAUCGA
Messenger RNA from Nicotiana attenuata, 1501 nucleotides. RefSeq names its product protein transport protein SEC13 homolog B-like. Gene Ontology annotation, cellular component: COPII vesicle coat; nuclear pore outer ring. Lineage: Eukaryota; Viridiplantae; Streptophyta; Magnoliopsida; Solanales; Solanaceae. The transcript has 2 exons. The coding region runs from base 453 to 1352 and encodes 299 amino acids. Gene Ontology annotation, biological process: protein import into nucleus; COPII-coated vesicle budding. Gene Ontology annotation, molecular function: protein binding; structural molecule activity. The record is from RefSeq and is a predicted model, not a curated record.